This is a messenger RNA of Lytechinus variegatus (green sea urchin), 3689 nucleotides long. Its product is annotated as mucin-like protein. The record is from RefSeq and is a predicted model, not a curated record. Lineage: Eukaryota; Metazoa; Echinodermata; Echinoidea; Temnopleuroida; Toxopneustidae. The coding region runs from base 267 to 3689 and encodes 1140 amino acids. The transcript is spliced from 26 exons. Gene Ontology annotation, molecular function: calcium ion binding.
CACCGUGGGCAGAGCCAUGCCCCUGUACUCGCUGGCAGGCCCGAAUUGAUAGAAGGUUUACUCGUUGCAACUUCCCUUUUUAUGGAUAUGGCAGCGGUUACGUCUAUGGACUCCCUAAUUAUUAUUUAGACAGUAUAGGGACUACCUGUUACCAGCCUCGAUGGCCCAGAUUUUUUAUUGGAGGUGGAUACAGAUGUACCUAUGAAUUUUCUGCUUUGAUCAGGGGCUAUAGAGGCCUUUGGCGGUCCAGCCACUACCAAGCAGUCAUGCCACCGAACGCUAGAUUCUUCUCAUUCUUCUAUUUCUCCCUUAGUUACUAUUAUGCAUGGAUAGAGAGAGAUGUCUUACCACGGUUCUACUGCUGUGGACUUGCUGGUGGAGAUUUCUGUAGACUUUACGAGCGACGUCGUCCACGGGCUCACUGCUUUGGUUACAGACGACCAUGGAUGGGAUGGUUUUGGGGAGAUCCGCAUAUCAAUACUCUGGAUGGGAGGAAAUACACCUUCAACGGCCUUGGUGAAUACAUUACGAUGUCUUACAGUCACGGUGAUCCAUUCGUUUUACAAUCAAGAACUGGCAAGGCUUUUAACAACAGUGAACCCGUUGAACACGGAACGGUCUUCAUAGGGUUCGCUGCUACACAAGAUAUCACAAGGGUUGAAUUCCAGCUGAACGACAACAGGACAGAAAUGAGUAUUCUUGUUAAUGGUUCCUCGAUUAAUAUGACAGAUUUGCUAGACGAUGGAUAUGACUCGCAGGAUCCGACUUUCAUCUUAUCCUCGGAUAAUGAGACCGAAUCCGAGGGUGAGAUCAAGGUCACAGCUCUCUUUCAACCAGAAGGCUAUUCGAGUACGUCCUUUACAGUGACCUUUACGAAUGGAAUCUUGGAUAUAACCGUCAUGGUCCCGCCUGAGUAUUCUGAGAACGCAACAGGGAGGGGUCUGCUUGGUAAUGUCAAUGGAAAUACAUCGGAUGAUUUUCUUUUACGAAAUGGAACGUUGCUGACCGAUCAACCCGGGAGAAAUUUAACAGAAGAAGAAAUAUUCCAAUUUGGACAAUCAUGGAUGAUUACGGAGAACGAGUCGCUGUUUGAAUACGGUGAUAGGGACUGGAGUUACUACAAUCCGAGUAACUACACACCAAUGUUCUUAGACGCCCUACUCGCCCUUGACCCAGACAGGACCAGAGACGCCCGGGAGACUUGCGGGGAUAACGAAGCGUGCCUAUUCGACUUCCUCGCUGUCAACCCCGAAUUGGGAAUGCAGACGAUGGACACCGGGAACCAACUUGACAACGAUCUUCAAAACCUUGAAAAUUUCCCUCCAAACAUAACAAGCGUGACAGAGCUGACAGAAACAGAUGGACUUCAAGAGGAUGAUGUUCUCUUUGUGCAAGUGGGCGUGAACAUUACCUUAGAGAUUACUGCACAGGACCCUAAUGAUGAAGACGUAUAUUUCACUUUCAACGAUACAACUCCGGAUGGUACAAAUAUCAGCUCAGAUGGCAUAUUCACCUGGAUACCUACUGACCUGAACGUCUCCUCCAUUGAGAUCAUCGCCAUGGACAACCGAGGCGCGGAGACCUCUUUGUCGUACAAUGUCCUCAUCUGUCAAUGCGAGAACAAUGGCGUGUGUGACUUUGAGAGCCAGGCCGAGGGACAGGACCUCAGUGCUAAUGGCUUUGCUGUGGUCACGUGCAACUGCACUGAUGGAUGGUCAGGUGACCACUGUGACGUAGACUUCGAUGCAUGUGAGGGCAGCGGGCCCUGCUAUGACGGGGUUAUCUGCUACGAUGAGCCUCCAUCUUCGGAUGAAGAAUACAGAUGUGGGCCAUGCCCUCCCCUGCUGACGGGCGACGGAAGUAACUGCUACGAUUUCAAUGAAUGUGCUGAUAAUGACACAAAUAACUGUGAUCAGGUUUGUGAAAAUGCAUUGGGAUCCUACACAUGUUCUUGUGACACAGGCUAUAGGCUUGGCCUUGAUCAACGAUCAUGUAUUGAGAUAUUUUGUACUGAGGAACUAAUGAAUUCCACUGGAUCUGAAAACUGUACUUGCGAGCCAGGCUUUGAACUCAUAAAUGGAUCCUGUAUAGAUUUUGAUGAAUGUCUAGCUGGUGUCGACCAGUGCCCGCCUGAUAUAUCUAGUUGCAACAACAUACCAGGAGAUCAUAAUUGCACUUGCCAUUCAGGAUACGAAAACAUGUCCCCAAAAGAGUGUCAAGAUAUUGACGAAUGUGAACGUGACUUGGAUAAUUGCAACAGGACUGAAUUCAACUGUGUGAACACACUGGGUAACUUUUCAUGCGUAUGCAAGGAAGAUACAACAGAAAUCAAUGGAGUUUGUCUAGGUGCAUUGACAUUGUCGCUCAACGCUCGUUUUUCAUUUAUCAACGGGCUUGGCGUUGUUACCUACCCAGAGACAAUUGACUCCCAAGAAAAUCAGCAGAAGUUGGCACAAGAUGUCCUGCGUUACCUCAACACCUCAUCAGCACUAAGUGAAGAUGAGUUGCAGGCUGUAUCUGUGCAAAACUACAGCUUGGCAGGAAGUUCUCUUCAGAUUUCCUUCCGGGUUGACUUAAAACCCGACUCGCCACUGACCGAAUCUGGUCUGGAGAAUAUUUUCAUGGAACUUCUUCCAAGCACACGGCUUAUUGAACCGAACCAUGAAGUUACGCCUGAGGAUAUCAAUGAAUGUGAGCUAUCUACGGAUGUGUGUGGUAACGGUAACUGUACAAAUACAGACGGUAGCUAUUUUUGUACCUGUUCUGAAGGCUUCCAACUCGGAAACGGGGAUGCUUCUUGUGUAGAUAUCAAUGAGUGUCUCGGGGAUCAUAGAUGCAACCAAACUUGUAUCAACUCACCGGGGGAUUUCUCGUGUUCUUGCAAUCCUGGAUUUGAGCUUGAUGAUGAUGGUUUUGCAUGCAUUGAUACUAAUGAAUGUAAUGCAACAGACGUGUGUAGUAACGGGAACUGUACAAAUACAUAUGGAAGCUACUAUUGCACUUGUGAUGAUGGUUUCAUUGGAACUGGAAAUGAUUCUUGUACAGAAAUCGAUGAGUGCGAAUCUGAUCCUUGUCAAAAUGGAGCGACGUGUACGGAUGGGAUCAACAUGUAUAGCUGUACCUGCGCACCUGGUUUUACUGAAACUAAUUGCUCAAUGGAAAUAACCACGCCCACAGCCACCACCACGCCCACAACCACCACCACGCCCACAACUACCACCAUCACAGAGAGCCCACCACCUACAACUACCAUACAACCAAGCACAAUUAAUACAGAGGAUACUAGUCCUACUGAUUUGACUACUUCUGAUUCUACCCCUCCUCCAACAACGAUUACUUCAACUGAAAUAACUACGUCCACUGCCGCCACCACCACAGAGGGCUCACUAGAUACAACUACCAUGGAACCCAGCACAGCUACUCCGGAAACUAGUCCUACAGAUUUAACUACUGAUACUCCUGAUACUACCACUCUUCCAUCAACAAUCGCCUCACCUGAAACGUUCGUGAGCAUCAUAAGGAUUAGUAUCACAGCCAACAGACGAAAUGGUGUACUGCUUGUAUUCACAGAAGAACUUAAUGAUCGGUCUACGGCCGCUUUUAUGGCUUUGGAAGAUGUCUUUUGUGGUGCGGUUUCAACGUAUUUGAAUGUAAGCUUAAAUUCAGCGCAGCUCAUCAUGGUAGUGUGA